CCGCCGUCUCAGCCCCGCGCUGGUGCAGGCUCCCUCGGUCCUUCGGCGCUUCCUCCCUCCGUUCGCACCAUGGCGGAUCAACUGACUGAAGAACAGAUUGCUGAAUUCAAGGAAGCUUUCUCCCUAUUUGACAAAGAUGGCGAUGGGACCAUCACAACAAAGGAACUUGGCACCGUCAUGAGGUCACUGGGUCAGAACCCAACAGAAGCCGAAUUGCAGGAUAUGAUCAAUGAAGUGGAUGCUGAUGGCAAUGGCACCAUUGACUUCCCAGAAUUUUUGACUAUGAUGGCUAGAAAAAUGAAAGAUACAGACAGCGAAGAAGAAAUCCGCGAGGCAUUCCGAGUCUUUGACAAGGAUGGCAAUGGGUACAUCAGUGCGGCAGAACUACGUCAUGUCAUGACAAACUUAGGAGAAAAACUAACAGAUGAAGAAGUAGAUGAAAUGAUCAGAGAAGCAGAUAUUGAUGGAGAUGGACAAGUCAACUAUGAAGAAUUCGUACAGAUGAUGACUGCAAAAUGAAGACCUACUUUCAACUUUUCCCCACCUCUAGAAGAAUCAAAUUGAAUCUUUUACUUACCUCUUGCAAAAAAAAAAAAAAAUCAUUUACUCAUUCUGUUUCUAUAUAGCAAAACUGAAUGUCAAAAGUACCUUCUGUCCACACACACAAAAAAUCUGCAUGUAUUGGUUGGUGGUCCUGUCCCCUAAAAGAUCAAGCUACACAUCAGUUUUACAGUAUAAAUCCUCGUACUACCUUAACGAUAAGGAAGCACUUAGUGGACUCCUUGCAGUUCCAUUUGCUAAUGAUUAAUACACUGUUUGGGCUGGCCAGUUUUUCAUGCAUGCAGCUUGACAAUUGAGCACAGUCAGGCAUUUGUAUUAAAAACGAAAAACGAAAAAACAAAUUCAAAACCUAUUCAGAUGGGUUCUAGUUCAGUUUGUUAGUAGAAAUUGUCCUAGCUUGGUUUGCUGAAAGCAAACACAUUUAAAAUUGGUUUACCUCAGGCUGUUGUGUAGAAAAAUGGGUGAAGGAUAAACUGUCUAGACGUAGCCCCACUAGCAGGAUGAUGGUCCCUCUUGUACUUCCAUGUGCCCCGACCCGUGGUGACGGUGAGGCAUCCUGGUGACAUGCCCACGUGUGUUGGUUUAGCGUUGUCUGCAUUGUGCUAGCGCGAAAUGGGUGUCAGGCUGUCACCAUUCACACAAAUUUUUAAAAAAGAAACUUUUACCAAGGGAGCAUCUUUGGACUCUCUGUUUUUAAAACCUCCUGAACCGUGACUUGGAGCCAGCAGAGGUAGGCUGUGGCUGUGGACUUCAGCACAACCAUCAACAUUGCUGUUCAAGAAAUUACCAUUUAACGUCCAUUCCAAGUUGUGUAAAUGCUAGUCUUUUUAUUUUAUUUUUUUUUCCAAUAAAAAGACCAUUAACUUAAA
This is a messenger RNA of Myotis brandtii (Brandt's bat), 1430 nucleotides long. RefSeq names its product calmodulin 1 (phosphorylase kinase, delta) (gene CALM1). The record is from RefSeq and is a predicted model, not a curated record. Gene Ontology annotation, molecular function: calcium ion binding. Lineage: Eukaryota; Metazoa; Chordata; Mammalia; Chiroptera; Vespertilionidae. The transcript has 6 exons. The coding region runs from base 70 to 519 and encodes 149 amino acids.